This is a messenger RNA of Dendronephthya gigantea, 3162 nucleotides long. RefSeq names its product beta-mannosidase-like. Lineage: Eukaryota; Metazoa; Cnidaria; Anthozoa; Malacalcyonacea; Nephtheidae. The transcript is spliced from 22 exons. Gene Ontology annotation, biological process: glycoprotein catabolic process; carbohydrate metabolic process. The record is from RefSeq and is a predicted model, not a curated record. Bases 126 to 2837 code for a protein of 903 amino acids. Gene Ontology annotation, molecular function: beta-mannosidase activity.
UUUGGCAGCCGAACGAGAGUCAGAUUUGGUCAAUCAAUGGUCAAAUAAAACUUUACCUCCUAACGCCGCACAAAUCUGGGCUUUAUACACCGUUGGUCCUAGUGUCAUACUGAAUACAAAUCAUUAUGUUUAAUUUUCAAUCUUUGACGUAUUUGAAAACGUCCUUUUUUCUUCUCAACAUACUGUAUACAUAUUCUAAUUAUGCCGAUGGAGAACACUUGGACCUAAGCGGAAAGUGGAAAUUACAAAAUCACAAUGGGAGUAUAAUUGUUAAGGAAGCCUUGAUUCCUGGUUACGUUCAUACUGCUCUUUUUAAGGCUAAAGUCAUUGAUGAUCCGUAUUUCCGAAAUAAUGAUGAGUUAUACCGAUGGAUUGAUUAUGACGACUGGACAUAUUCAAGAACAUUCUAUGUGAAAAAUACAUUGUUGAGUAAGACAAGUAUACUGCUUGUCUGCGAAGGAUUGGACACUUUUGCUGAUGUUUAUAUUAAUGAUGUCCCAGUUGGGCUUAGUACCAACAUGUUUCAAAGAUAUAUAUGGAGUAUAAAGGAGGCAUUAAAACCUGGUAGUAAUACAAUAACUGUUAAAUUCACUUCUGCUGUAACAUACAGUGCUAAUAGGAGUGAACAAUAUAAUUACACAAUUCCACCUGAUUGUCCUCCACCUGUGCAGCAUGGGGAAUGUCAUGUCAAUCUAAUAAGGAAAAAACAAUGUUCUUUCAGUUGGGAUUGGGGACCAGCAUUUGCAAGUCAAGGAAUAUGGAAAAAUAUUUCUAUCCAAGCUUUUGACAGUGUGUUAAUUAAAGAUAUCUUAGUCGACACAACCAAAGCAAAUACCAGUGGCGAAUCAUGGUAUUUAAAGGUGACGGUGAUCACUGAUUGUGAAUCAGAAGGAAGCAUGGGUAUUAUGGUUGCAACACUACCUCAUUUUGGUGUUACCAGUGAGGCUAUGCUUCAUUGUAAGAUGCCUGGUGAAACUCAGAUAUCUUUACCAACCAUAACUCUGUUGAAUGAUAAGCAUGAUGUAAAGACAUGGUGGCCCAGAGGUUAUGGAACCCAGUCCCUUUACAUUCUUACUGUAACUUAUCGAGAUGCGCAGUCGUCUGAAAUUUCCAAUAAAACUGUACGGAUUGGUUUCCGGGAAGUUCAGCUUGUUCAGGAAAAAAUACCUGGAGGUCUCAGUUUCUAUUAUAAAGUCAAUGAUGUUGCCAUGUUUAUGAAAGGCGCAAACUGGAUACCAGCAGAUGCAUUUGAAGAUCGAGUCAGUGAUGACAUCAUACGCAAUAUAUUGCAGUCAUCUGUGGAUGCCAACAUGAAUAUUGUAAGAAACUGGGGCGGUGGAAUAUACCAGCAUGACUCAUUUUACAAUAUUGCUGAUGAACUGGGUUUACUGAUAUGGCAAGAAUUCAUGUUUGCAUGUGAUUAUUACCCUGCAGACGAAGCUUUCUUGAAUUCUGUUCGAAAAGAAGUUACGCAUCAGAUACAAAGAUUGCAGUACCAUCCUUCCGUUCUGGUCUGGAGUGGAAAUAAUGAGAUAGAAUCAAGUGUUUCACAAAAUUGGUAUGGGGUGAAGAAUCUCACGUUCUAUAAAGAAAGUUACAUCAAGCUUUUUAUUGAUACGAUAAGAAGCACCGUGUUAGGACUUGAUAACACCCGUCCUUUUGUCUCGUCAUCACCAUCAAAUGGUUUACAAACAGAGAAAGAAGGAUGGAUUUCCAGCAAUCCAAACAGUGAUUUUUAUGGGGAUGUCCAUUACUACAAUUACACAAUGGAUUGCCUGGACAUCCGGGGAUAUCCUCAACCAAGAUUUGCUUCAGAGUACGGUCUUCAAUCUUUGCCUCAGUUUCAGACGCUUUCCAGCGUUACCGUGAAGGAAGAUUGGUCAUAUUUUAGCCCAAUCAUGAUGCACAGACAACAUCAUGGCUCAGGAAACGAGGAAAUGUUAAACGAAAUUAAGAUGCAUUUUAGAAUUCCAAAUUCAACGGAACCUGUGAAACAAUUUAAGGACGUGUUAUACCUUACUCAGGCUUCACAAGCUAUUUGUAUAAAAUCGGAAUCUGAACAUUACCGACGACUUCGAAGUGUCUUGAAUGAGGGUCGUGGUCAUACAAUGGGAGCUAUUUAUUGGCAGCUGAACAGUAUUUGGCCAGCUCCAACUUGGUCAUCAUUGGAAUAUGGAGGAAGAUGGAAGAUGUUGCAUUACUACGCUAAAGAAUUCUUCUCGCCAAUUAUUAUUUCACCUUUCGAGUUCAAUAAUACUUUGUAUAUCUUUGCCGUUUCCGAUCUACUCGAGGAUAAUGAAUUAAAGUUAACGAUAAGUAUUUGGUCGUGGCGAAUAUUGGAAGAACCACUCAGGACUAUCACAAUGAGCAUUAAAGUACCAAAACAGUCAUCUGUAAAAGUAUGGCAAAAAGAUGUUGAUGCUUUGUUAGGUUCAAGUAGCUGUAAAGACCGAAGUCAAUGUGUAUUAACUCUUUCCACGUACCCUGAAACGGCAAACACACCUGACAUUCCAACCAACGUGUUUUAUUUUUCUUCGCUUGCAAAUGUACAAUUGCUUGAUCCGAACCAUAAGAUUUUAACAAUUUCAUUCGUCCCGUCACGUAAUGAAUUUCUAAUAACGAUUAAAUCGACUGCACUCGCACCAUUCGUUUGGCUGGACUGUGGAAACAUACUUGGUCGCUUCUCUGACAAUGGAUUUCUUGUUACACAAGAGAUUACACAAGUUUCUUUCUAUUGUUGGCAACCUUCAAUCUCCGUGGAUGACCUGAGGAAAGAAUUAACCGUUUCAUCUUUACAUGAUAUCUAUGUUGAUGCUGAAGAUAGUGUGAAAAUAUGAUUACCAUAAACUUUUUGCAUGCAGUGAUUUUGAAAAAAAAAACUGAAAUUGGCAAUCACUGAAUAAGAGAAACAAUGACUAAAUGAAAGAGAAAUCAGCGAGACCGUGUCUAUGUACUAUAAUUUUAUAAAAAAAAUAUUAAUAUAAUACAUGCAGUUGCCUGGCCGUCCCAUUUCAUUUCUAUCAAGAUGUUUUCCGCACAUUGAAUGCUAAUGAAGCUUGACUAGCAUGCAAUAGGUAUACUAUUGUAAGCUGUUCUCUCGAAAAACUACUAAUUUCUAUGUUUACUGCAUGUUUAUCAUCUACCAAUCGUGUGGUUAUCAGG